Paramisgurnus dabryanus is the source of this 1352-nucleotide messenger RNA. RefSeq names its product transmembrane p24 trafficking protein 6 (gene tmed6). Lineage: Eukaryota; Metazoa; Chordata; Actinopteri; Cypriniformes; Cobitidae. The record is from RefSeq and is a predicted model, not a curated record.
UUAAUCAUCAUUAGAAACUUCCCUGAACUCAAACAUCUGAACUCAGACGGUUUUGAAAUGUUGCAGAAAGACAUUUACUUAGUUUGUCUGCUUUUGUUGUUUAGUUUGAGCAGCAGUGGAUCAUUUAAAGACCCAAAUCCACAAAAUUCUGAUCGAGAUGCUUUUAGGGGAUCAGAUCAGUAUGAUUUUGCCAUUGUGCUGCCUGCUGCAGGCCUUCAGUGUUACUGGCACUACGCACAAUAUGGUGAAAGAUUCUACCUAAACUUUAUGGUCCAGUUGACCACUGGUGUGGCUCUUGACAGACAUCUCUCUGUGAUGGUCAAUGCUCCAAGCAGCUUAAUAGUCGGUAAAGCAGACGAUGCAAGCGGUCAGAUUGCCUUUAAUGCUGAAGAGACUGGUUUUUAUCAGAUGUGUUUUAGCAAUUUCCACAAUCGUUUUGGAAGUAUGCAGAUUUUCCUGAACUUCGGUGUGUACUCUGAGAAACAAAAAAACACUGAGAAACAAAAAGAAGAAGAAAUUAAAGAGAUUAACAGUACACUGUCCACAAUUGGGGAAAGCACCAACAGGGUGCAGAUGUUUGUCUUCCACAUGUGGCGUCACUACAACUAUGCGCGAAUGAGAAGAGGCGCUGACUUCUACCUGCUUCAGUCAAACUACAGUUAUGUGAACAGCUGGUCUGCUCUUCAGAGUCUGCUCAUCGUCACGGCCGGAUAUCUGCAGCUGUACUUUCUGAAGAGACUCUUCAAAACCAACCAAACACAGGCCGAAAAACCACGGUGUUAAACAUCAGCAAUACAUCUGGAAUUGUGUGACUUUCUCUGAAUAAUACACUGUCUGAGCUGUUUUGAAUUUUCAUUUAUUUUUUAUUGAUUUUAAAACUAGAGGUGCAAAUGUAACAACUUAGCAGCAUGGCAAGAGCGCAUUCAAUAGACUUAAAUAGUGCUAUUGUUAGUGUCCCAUCCACAUGUUUAUCCUCUAGUAUGCCACUGGUUCUAAAAACAAUUCAUUGUUUGAGCCAAUCAAAAUCAUUUCAGCAUCAAAACAUCCUUUAAAAAACAUACAGGGUCAAAAGCAAAAUGAUUCAGUUGGUUUAGUCAAGGAAUUUCGUGACAUGUCUUAACCCUUACACAAUAUAAACUAAAAUCAAAUGUGAUGGUAUGUUGAUAAAAUCAGAUCUCAUGGGUUCUUGCUUGCUUUCAUAACUGCAGAAUGCAUUUAAACAUCCAUUAAAACAUUACUGAUCACACUUAAAUAUCGCCUCAAGUUUUUAAUAAUGAUAAAAACUGACCUGUGCUGAAAUGUUCAUACCAGUUUAACAGGUCUACGUAUCUUACCUUUUGUUUUGAGUUUUG